AUGCAGGCAUGCUGCAUACACGCUCACAGCAAGACCUUCGUUCACCAGGUGGCCACGAAGGUUUACCUAGCUCCUGACACGCCGAUCUCACAGUGCUUGCCUUACAGCAUCAAGCAUCAGCACCUCUUCUCCGGCAACGUUCCUCAGCCGGCAGAUUGGCUGCGAGCGUGGCGGGCGUGCCGGACAGCAUCUUCUUUCAAAGGUGCCGUGAAAUUCUAUUCCACGGAAGACUUCGCUGCUGGCAGGAACACGAAGCUUGACAGUGUGAGUCUCAAGAACAUGAUUCUUGUUAUGCACUGGGCUGUCAAGAGUGUUCGCAAGCAGCGUCUCGAACAAGCCACCAGCAUCAGCUUGUCCGUGGACGACCGCAAGGAGUAUCGUUUGGUGAGGUACCGUUGCGAUGUUCCACCGCGCACUGCCAAGCAGUCAGCGGCUCCAGGCUCCCAAGGUCCCCAAGGCUCCCAAGGCUCCCAAGGCUCGGAGGAUGGCCCGCUUGUCGCCGAUGGCUUGCUUGGGGUCUACAAGACAGGUGCCAGUGUUCCUGAAAACAAAUUGGAGGAGCACGAUGCGGACAAGAGUCAGGUGAUGGCAGACAGCAUAGGCAUAGUCAUUGACAGGGCCUGUCAGGAUCCGGAAGGCAAAACUGACGAGGAGUCCUGCAGCCGCUUGAAGCUGCACGUGCGGCACUUUGCAGCCGAUCAGUGCACAUCUGCCCGGCAGUGUGGAAGGUUGUUGGUCACUGGCGGCCAGUAUCCUAACCUGGUCUGGGUAAGCCAUGAUCCUGCGCACCAGGUUCGUAUUGCCUACCAGGACCCUCUUCCCGCCAUGCCCGAGUUCCAAGACCAGUGGGAGCGUUUGUUUGCUCCCGGCAAGGGCAAGCAUGCGCUUAUCCCGGACAUCCAGAACUCAGAAGUCUGGAAGGCCAGGCUCAUGGCGGCCCAGCAAGAGGUUCUCAGGCUCCAUGGCUCCCAGUCUGGUGUGGAGAAGGUGAUCCGAGCGUUGUCGUUCUCCCAACCUCGGUUUGACUCGUCGGCCACACCAAUGCUGAAGUACUUGUGCAUGAUUCGUGCGAUGGCGGGCUUAUGUGCUAUGCAGGCUGCUGACGAGAGAAACACGGUCGAGAUUCGCUCCCGAGCAGAGCGCGCCCUGCAAAACAUGAAUGCAGCAGCCCUCAUGCGCUGUGGACUCACUUGCGACUACACAUCUGAGUGCCUGGGUUUCUUGCGCAGGAACUUUGACAUUGAGGAUCCAGAUGUAUCCUGCACCCCCAGAGUGCUGGAAGAGUUCACCAAGCGCCAGCGGUUCUUAUUUGUGGAUGGAUACAUCCUCUCCGACAGCUCGCAGGUUCCCAGUUCCGUGGACGGCUCCGCGGCUCCAGGCUCCCAGGCUCCCAGGAGGUGUGCAACCCAGUUAGUUUACGAGGAGAUCCAGACACCAGAGCCGAUCUUCUAUGGCAACAGAGUCCACUACCUGUGCACGAAGGCCGGCAUUUCUGAUGUAAGGCAGAUCAUGGGAACUAUGGCGCACGUGGUCGAGGCGAUGCUGGAGCGUUUGCGAGUAGAUCUGACGGAGGAUGAGAUCGCCGUGGCUCUGCAGGUAUUCAACCUUCGGCUGUGGCAGGAGACGAACCGACAACAGGAGCUAGUGGACUCUACACGCAAGCUCUGUGAUAUGCUCAAGCUUUCGCACGGGGAGAUUGCGAAGAGUCGCAAUCUUGCUUCAGAGAAAGUCAAGGCACUCGGGCACCCUGGCCUGUCCGACACCUUUUGGACAUUUGCAAAGACUGUCCAGCUGCUCAAGGUCGAAAAAGUCCAGGAUGGUGAGGAACACAACUUGAGGUACAACAACACCUUGUACAACAAGGCCUUACACCAGGCUGCCACAGCAGCUGUUGCAGUGCUGCGGGGUCCAUCCGGUCCCGUGGAGAAGGCUGCCCGGAGAUUGGAGGUGGAAUUUGGGCGGGGCAUCUUGAGCAGUCAGUACUCGAAGUUGAGCAAGCUGUUAUCGCUGACCAACAAGCUCGCAUCUGCUACCAGAAACGCUGUAGACCUGACGGCCUGGAUGAUCGACUCCUUGACGCUGGCCCUGCGCAUGAACAUGGUCACGCCAGCUAAAUGCACCGAGAAGUUUCUGGAUCGAGACCGGAAGACAGGCGAUGCUGGCUUUUGGUUGUCGCGCAUGCUGGUGGUGCAGGUCUUCGAUUAUGCAGCAAAGCUGGCGAACAAGUUGCCUGAGCCGGACAAGGUGAAGCUGACAGGGAUUUUGGCUGAACUCCGUUGCCCUUCCACAUGUUGGGAGAAAUAUCUCUGCCAUGCUGAUGCUGAUCAAGGGGCUGCUGGAGAGGACGACAUGGACGGCGAGGACCCAGAGGACGUGGAGCGCCCUGUUCCGCAGUCCAAGAUUGGAGCUGUUAAAGAGGGUUUCAACAAAGCCAUUGGCAUGCUUUUGGAUUUGCUGCUGGAGCUGAUGUCGGGGAAGUACUACAAGGAUUGCUGCACGCUGGCUUCGAGUGAAGAUGGCCUUGCAAAGGCAUUGACAGCUGCACAGCUUGGAAGCUCGGAUGACACGGAGCACGAGGAGCCAUGUGCGCUUAUCACUCAGAUGAAGAUCAUUGUCGACAAGUUCGCCAACAGCACGAAGUCCGUUGGUGCCACAUCUGCGGCUCCUGCUCCGAGUUUGCUCCAAAGCCUGGCCAAGGCGGUGCAAACGGAACGCCGCAAGUUCGUGUCGUUCUCGGUACCGAACAAGAUCUCGAAGGACUGCCUAGUCAAUGCGUUCAGCGGUUGCGGCAAGGUCUUCACGCACAAGGGCACCUUAAACUCUUCGCACCGCCUGAUCGUUGCCAGUGCGGAUCUCUUGGCAGAGGCUGGUACCGACCCGUGUCUCAAGGGCACUCCGCCAAGCGAGGAAUGGAAAGAGAUCUGUGCCUUUGCCAAAGACAUUUCUGGGCCCGAGGAUUUCGUCGUACUCUUCGACGGCAGAAUGCGGGAAAUUCGCCGCGUGUCCGAAGACCUCCUGCUGAACCAGCAGCACACCGAGGAGUGCACCAUCGUGUACUCAGGUGGGUGCCCGCCGAGAACUGGUCGCACUCGCCGCGUUCCGCUGGCUGCAAAGAAGGUGGAGACAGGAGCGGUUAAGUUCCCGGUCGCACGCACCAAGAUUCAGACGACGAAGAAAGGCUCCUUCACAGUCUGCGGCGAGGCUUCUACGUACCAAAGCACUUACUCAGGCGUGGAGUACCGUGCGGUUUCUGAAAUGCCCCUCGUGUCUGCAGACACCAAGAAGAAGAUCAUUGCUCCGGCAACAACCGGCGACGUCCCGACACCGCCAGAGGACUGGCAGGAUCGCCACGGCUCCGACGUACCCUUGUUCUGGAACGAGUCGAAGCCGAUAGCAUAUUGGAAUGCCAUCAUUGAGGAGUUUUGCGCGGAUGCAGUGUUUGACCUCACGGCUGGCACCGGUGCUCUGAUGGAGGCUUCUUUGACUGCCGGCAUCGCAUACCACGGGCUUUGCAGCCUCAACAAGGAGCACAUGUCGUGGGUCCAGGCGGUUGCUGAUCGCGCAGCUUGCGGAAUGAUGGCUUUGGAGGGAUCCACUCUUUACUCGGACGAUAAUGCCAAGGCGGUGAAGAAGCAUUUCCCGCACGUUCUGGAGAGCUUGUCCAACCAAGACGACCAGGACGAGGCACCUGCUGAGCCAGAUAGUUCCCAGGCUCUGAGGUUCCCUGCUUGGGUUCGACAUGGGCUGGCGAUGGAGGCCUACCAGACGCCUCUGGGGCAAAACCAGUCUCAAGACGGCUUCUCGUCGGAUGCCCCGGGGAGCUUGCGGAAGCAGGCUGUGAAAGACGGCUUGGUCCCCAAGGCUCGAAGGGCCUUCGUCCUCUGGUUCCAGGAAAACUCCGAAGUCAAGAAAGGCGCUCCCAAGCACGAGUUUCUCAAUGAGAUGAAGCAUCUUGGCGCAGUCUGGCAGGGCAUGACCGCCAAGCAGAAGGCACCAUUCAUGGCGAGGAGCAAAGAUGAGUUCAUGGCUCAGCGAAGUGCACUGGCCGUUCUUGGCAUCAGGAUGCGGGGCUCCACGACCAGUGCGGGCGGCCCCGACGAGGCGAAGGACCCCCCUGCCGCUGACGAAUCUGGCGGUCGCGUUGGCCCAUUUGAGCUUAAUUGUGCAAGGGCUCCAAUUGGAGGCGGAGCCUAUGGCAGUGUCUACAGUUGCCAGCAUCCGCAAAGCGGCCUUAACGUGGCGGUGAAGGUUUAUCGUGGCCCCGAUGGCCCCGCGGAUUGCAGGCACGAAGUGGAGCAGAUGAAGCUUCUAAUGAAGGCCGUUCCGCAGCAGAAGAUGAUGUGGUUCCCGCUUCUUGUCAGCUCGGGUGUCACGGGCAGACCUUGGCCAUGGAUGGCUACUAGCCUAUGUGGGCCCAGCCUGGCAACCGCACUUCGAAAUCCUGCGGCGCAUGGCAAGCCGAGGACGUGGUCUGUGGCAGCUCAGCUGAGAAGUGCACUGCAGACCUUGCAUGACGCAGGCAUCCUACACUUGGAUGUGAAACCUGGCAAUGUUCUUUGGUGCCCUUGCACAGAUCAGGUGCAGGUGUGCGACUUCGGCAUGAGUGAGAACAUGGCACGGCUCCAGAAGGCUUCUCAGGCUCCCAGGUUCCUGCAGUAUGUCACGGCUGCCUAUCGACCUCCGGAGCUGUGGCCCGCUCGUGUGCAUGGCGAUGGAGACUGCGGUGUCAGAAAGCAGCUGCUGACUGCAGCUGUGGAUAUGUGGGCCUAUGCUUGCGUGGUGUUUGAGGUGGAGACCGGGAAUCCCUUCAUGCCCAAGGGGGAGGCCGGACUGAGAGCGUGGUGCAAGCAGUGGCCCGAGCUGUGGAAACCACGCAGCGACUUAGCCAAUUGCCCCGCUGCAAGUCACACGUGCUGCACAAAGGUGCUUCGAGCCGGUAAAUGGGGGCUGUUUGUGUUGGUCGGCUGUGCUCCAGACCCCGGAAAGCGGCGGUGGCCUGAGCUCUGUCUGAAUCAGAAAUGA
This is a messenger RNA of Symbiodinium sp. CCMP2592, 5022 nucleotides long. NCBI's taxonomy places the organism in Eukaryota, Dinophyceae, Suessiales, Symbiodiniaceae. The record is from the annotation of a GenBank genome assembly.